Penicillium soppii is the source of this 1026-nucleotide messenger RNA. RefSeq lists its product as uncharacterized. The transcript is spliced from 5 exons. The coding region runs from base 1 to 1026 and encodes 341 amino acids. Lineage: Eukaryota; Fungi; Ascomycota; Eurotiomycetes; Eurotiales; Aspergillaceae. The record is from RefSeq and is a predicted model, not a curated record.
AUGUCCGCGACAACCACUACAAGCAGCGCUUCCACGCUGCUGAAAGCACCAUCCGGAAGAUUGUUCUCACAGGGAACUGACGUCAAGUAUGGUGACUUCCGAGAUGACAUUCUGCAGAAUGGUUAUGCAGUGGUGAAAGGUGCUGUGCCGCGCGAUCGGGCAUUGAAAUACGCCGACGACAUCUACACUUGGCUAGAGGAAUUCAACCUCGGCUUCGACCGCAACGAUCGUUCAACGAUUCACAAAGACCACCUUCCAGAUAUCAACGAAAAGGGAAUGUGCUUGGGCUACGGCAUUUCACAUGAAUCAUUCACUUGGGCCGUCCGUCAAGAGCCAGCGGUAGUCGAGGCGUUCGAGAAAGUCUACGACACUGAGGACUUAAUUGUAUCCUUUGACUCUGUCAAUAUUGGAUUUCCCAACAGGAAGGAUAUCAAGCCAAACUCGCCCUGGCCUCACCAGGAUCAGGAUCCUGAGAAACCUGGAUUCCGAUGCUUGCAAGGCUUGGUCAACCUGCUUCCUAAUGGGCCAAAUGAUGGUGGCUUGAUCGUUUGCAAGGGUGCUCAUCUAUUGAGCGAGGAAUUCCACGCAAACUUCAAGGACGAGGAAAAGAUUUGGUCAUGGACCAAAGAAUGGUAUGGGUUUACCGAGGCCGGACAGGCUUGGUUGAAGGAAAAGGGGUGCGAGUGGAUCAAGGUUGAAGCUGAACCGGGUGACUUGCUUCUCUGGGAUUCACGCACACCUCACUACAAUUUGUCCUCCGAGACAAACCAGGACAGAUUCUGUGUCUAUACCUGCUUCAUGCCUGUGGCAGAUGCAACAAUGGAACAGCUCCAGACCAAGAAGAUGGCCUUUGAAGAAACCAAAAUGACCACUCAUUGGCCAAACGCCAUGCACGUUGUUGAUCUCCCGGUCUUCAGGAACGGAGAGGCCGAUCCCUACAAUCGCUCCAAACCUCGCGAGCCGGUAAAGCUUACUGAGCGUGGAUACAAGUUGACUGGUAUUCCUUACCUUGAGCAAAUGGCAUAG